Messenger RNA from Papaver somniferum (opium poppy), 3732 nucleotides. RefSeq lists its product as uncharacterized. Lineage: Eukaryota; Viridiplantae; Streptophyta; Magnoliopsida; Ranunculales; Papaveraceae. The record is from RefSeq and is a predicted model, not a curated record. The transcript has 3 exons. Bases 2887 to 3684 code for a protein of 265 amino acids.
AUUGUGUUUUUGAGAGAGCGACAGGGAGAGAGAUAGGGAUUGACGAAUUGUGUUUUUCUAGAUGUUCAGGAUUGAUAUUAGCAUAUCUUCUCAGUGAAGAAGAAGUUGUGUCCAAAUUUUCAGUUGGGGUUUCGUUGAUUGGUGGUGGUGUUUAUCGAUUGGAGUGGUAAUUUGUGAUUGGAGAGGGGCUUUGUUGAUUGAAGAGGAUUUUAGGGGUUGGGGUCUUUGGUUUCACAGUUUCAAGUUGGGGUUUUUGGUUCUUGUGGAGGAGUUGUUUGAAGAUCGAUUUGGGUUUUGUGUAAGUGGAUUUCUUUGUUUCUUUAUAGGUUUUUGUUUGUCUUCUUUGUUUCUACAGCAUUCUCUGAGAAGUAUUUUCAAUUUACAAGGUCUUAUGCUCAUCUUUGAUGUUUUAAUUAGUGGUUUGAUGAAUGGUACUUUGAGGUUUCAUUCUUUGAAAUCUUAAUUUCUCAUCCUUCAAAUUCUAAUUUUUGUCCCUGUUCGAUUAUUGUGUGUAAUUGAAGCUGCUUUAGUGAAGGGUUUUGUCAAUUGUGGUUUGUUUGCAAGUGUGUAGUUUAGACAACUAGCUCUUACUUCUCAGUGGUGCAAGAAUUUGUUCAGGGGUUUGUGCUGCUGAGGAUUUGUUCUUCAAUUCUUCUCUUUUGCUCUGUGAAGAUUCUAUCAGUGUACCACAAGCUAUCAGCCAUGCCUUACACCAGGGAGAUAAGUUUCAAUGCCCCUUCAAGGUUUUUGAUGAAUGUGGUGGUGGUGUUAGGGGGAGGGGGUAUGCCAAGAGUUCAAUUUACAGGCACUUAGCAGACGGGCACUUCCCCACUAUUGAAGCCGAGGAUAUCUGUAGAGCACGAAUACAGAAUGAUGCAAAUUGUUUUGAUGCGUGGGAGAGUAUUUUAGCAGGUAUGCAGAUGUGGCUUUGCAUCAAAUGUCUGCAGGUCCAUGCUUGGAAAAAGUCAUGCACAUCCAAAUCACAUGUUGCUGAUAUUUUUGCAGGCCGCUUAAUGAUAACAAUGGUUCUUAUUUUCUUAUAUAUGGCACACAGAAACCACAAUCUUCAGAAGCAUGUAACCCUGCACCUCAGAAUUCUACUGAGCUUGUUGAUGCAAGCCUCACAGUGGAGAUGCUCCACCUGAUUUUUCAGAAACAAGUUACCACAAUUGCGAGCAUCCCCCAUCACCACAGAUUUUAUUUUUCUCGUGCCUUAAAAACUGAUUUGGAUAAGGUACUUGCAAAACCUUCAGAUCUGUAUGUUUGGUUGCAUCUCCCGUUUCUUCCAAUUGGUACCUUAAAUCGUUAUGUGCCAAAAUGUUCCACCGAGGAACGAUCUGGUAACAGGAAAAAACUCCAAGUUGCUGCAAUCAAUCAGGCUUUACAAAGAUGGAGUGAACCAAAUGGGUGUGUGCACAUGAUUCAAAAGAUGUUUUCUCAACCACAACAAACAUACAUGCAGUCAAGCACGAAGAAGAUAAAGAAGGAUACUAGCCUGCAAGCCUGCUAGAAGAAACUUAGUUAUGGUCACUAUUCUGCCGCCAUACACAUCCUCUCCUCAGAUGGUAUUGCAACACCUACCCCUGAUACCCUAUAUGACUUGCAGCAGAAACACCCAUCAGCUCCACCCCCACUAUCCCCACAGAGAAUGUCUCCGCACCGGCAUUAACUGUAGAUGCAAGUAAUGUUCUUGCUGCCUUGAAAAGCUUUCCUAUAGGGACUGGUUGCGGAAGAGAUGGACUCCACGCACAACACUUACUAGAUGUUAUGAGUGGUGCCGCUGCAGCCGUGGCUGAGGACCUACUGCAAUCUAUAACAGGAGUGGUUAAUUUAUGGUUGUCAGGUAAGUGCCCCCUGCCCUUGGUAAAUUUGUUGAUAGUGCCCCUUUAACUCCUUUGCUUAAGCCAGAAGGAGGGAUACGACCAAUAGCCGUAGGCACUAUUUCGAGGCGUCUGUGUUCUAAGAUUGCAGCCACUGCUGUCUCCAAAGAUAUGACGGCCUAUUUAGAUAAUUUAUAAUUUGGUGUAGGGAUAUCCUGCGGAGGGGAAUGGAUAAUCCACUCAACUAAUAGGUUGUUGGAGAUGAAGGGACAUGAUAACUCCAUGACAAUGUUGCUCGUAGAUUUUUCUAAUGCAUUUAAUUUAGUUGAUAGAUCAAUUAUUAUUAGAGAAGCUAGGGCUCAUUGUCUGAGUAUUGCCAGUUGGAUUGAGUUUUGUUAUUCUAAUCCGGCUAGACUUUAUUAUGACGAUGUUGUUCUUUCAUCUGCCCAAGGAGUUCAACAGGGUGACCCACUGGGUCCGUUGUUGUUUGCCCUAGCCUUGCACCCAAUUGCAGAGAAGAUUGCCACUCAGUGCUCAUUAGAUCUUCAUGAUUGGUACUUAGACGAUGGUACUAUCAUAGGCGACACUAUGAAGGUAUCUCAGGCUCUUAAAAUCAUUCAGACAGACGGUCCUGCUCGAGGUUUACAUGUGAACGUUACCAAGACUGAAGUUUUUUGGCCCUCAUUGGGGACCUGUCAGUCUUGAUAUGCAGUAUUGUAGUGAGGUUGUUCAGGGAAGAGUUGAUAAAACUUUGCACCUUUGGGAGAAAGUUCAGAAGCUGCAUGACCCUCAAAUGGGGGAUGGUGCUGGUUUUGGAUUGUUUCAACAACGUCUAGCCAUGCUGCCAAUAAAAGUUGGAGGUUUUGGAAUAUAUACUUUGAAUGACACAGGUCAGUACUGUUUCCUAGCCUCUUGUGCCCAGACCCAGCAUCUACAAUAAUCCAUCUUGAAACAGCCAUCAGUCCUAGACCCUAGCUUCAGAUUUCAACAUGCUCUGCAGUCUUUUACCCAAGUUUGUGGUCUCUCUGUCUCCGAUUUCAGCAACAAUGACGCUGCCCCUCAAUGCAUGAAGACCCUGGCAGUCAUCUACUUUGGUGCCGUUAAAAAGAAGAUACCAACCAACUUUUCUCUUACAGACCGGGAUCUGACCUUAUGGCAUUGCAACCGCACUCCUCAUGCAAUGGACUUUCUAAAAGCCAUUCCUAUACAUGGGCUAAAUCAAGCUAUUACUCCUAGACAGUUUCGAUCAUUUCUAAUGUAUCAACUUGGGAUGCCUCUCUUCAGUAAAGAUAGUAUGUGUUCUAACUGCAACGGACUUAUGUAUGUGUUUGGUGACCAUGCAGUUCACUGUGCUGGGGAGGUAGGGCAAAAAUUUAGACACUAUGUGGUGAAGGAUGUCUUGGCAGACAUGUGUUACAAAGCUGGAGUUGUUGCAAGGAAGGAAGUUUCGUUAGGUUUCUCCUCCAAUAAUGUAUAUUCUCUACGGCCCGCUGAUAUUCUCUUCUACAAUUGGGAAGAUGGGAAGGAUGUUUGUAUGGACGUUACCGGGGUUUCCCCCUUUACAAGUGCUAGAACUCGUAAUUUCACACCUGGUCAUGCUAUUUCUGCAACAGUCACUCGUAAACGUGAUAAAUAUCUUGAUACGUGUACAGCUCAGGGUUAUGGCUUUGUUGUUUUAGCCUUUUCUACUUUGGGUGAGCUAGGUAGUGAGAUGAUUUCUUUCUUACAAAGGCUGAGAAAUUGCCUUGUGAGCCAUGAUGCAAAUCAUAAGAUAGGUGAUUCUCUCUUCUUUAGACUGGGUGUUGUGAUUCAGAAAGGCAUAGGAGCCCAGCUUGUUGCUCGGAUACCUGCACCUAAUGUAUGAUUUUUCUUUUGAUUUUAAAUAAAUAAAAUUUACUCCCUCCGUCCCUAA